Moneuplotes crassus is the source of this 429-nucleotide messenger RNA. NCBI's taxonomy places the organism in Eukaryota, Ciliophora, Spirotrichea, Euplotida, Euplotidae. The record is from the annotation of a GenBank genome assembly.
GUUGCUAGGAAAUAUACUUACUCAAGGUACUUCAUGCAUACCUUAUUUGGAGGCAGCAACUAUCAGUUCUAUGCUACUGAGGAUCAGAGACCUGGAAUUAUAAAAUUUAACAAGGUCAAGUUUUCAUCAAGUACAACUGCUCCAAGAGUUUCUACUUUGCAUUGGCAAGAUGAAGAGGAGGAAAAAGAUGAUCCACAGGAGUCAAAAUUCACCCACAAGAGUAAUGCCCAAGAGCUUAUUGCUCAAAUCCCAGUCAUUGAAGUUGAUGGGGAUACCGCUAGAUGUACAGGAGUCUCAGAACUUGGAUAUGGACAUCCAGUUGAAUAUAUCAGCCUAAAUACCAGAGAUCCUUCUGUACCAAAUGUGUGUAAAUACUGAGGAUUAAGGUUUGUCAAGAGAGGAUACUUACAUAGUGAUGAAGAUGAAUAA